Folsomia candida is the source of this 1307-nucleotide messenger RNA. It is a transcript of the gene Rtca, whose product is annotated as RNA 3'-terminal phosphate cyclase. Lineage: Eukaryota; Metazoa; Arthropoda; Collembola; Entomobryomorpha; Isotomidae. The transcript is spliced from 5 exons. Gene Ontology annotation, biological process: RNA processing. Gene Ontology annotation, molecular function: RNA-3'-phosphate cyclase activity. Gene Ontology annotation, cellular component: nucleus. Bases 140 to 1225 code for a protein of 361 amino acids. The record is from RefSeq and is a predicted model, not a curated record.
AAUAAUGUCUCUCUAUCUCUUUCUCCACUCUGAUGACAUUGUUGCAUCAUCGUUCUCAUCUCAUUGACAUUCCAGAAAUAAUCAUAAAACGUUUUUUUUCAGGUCCAGUAGAUAUAUAUUUUUUUAUAUUGAAAGCAGAAUGAGUGAGACAAGCAUGAAUCCGGGGAAAGUUCUGGUGGUGGAUGGGUCUCAUGGGGAAGGUGGAGGUCAAAUAAUCCGGAAUGCCGUCACCUUGUCGUGUAUCCUCAAAAGGGACAUAAAAGUGAUAAACAUCCGAGCAAACCGACCGAAUCCGGGUCUCGCAUCCCAACAUUUGGAGAGUAUUUUGGCAAUGCUUCGAAUUUCUGGAGCCACGACGUCCCUCACUCCGAAGAAACAAGACACAUCUUUCGACCUCAACGGGACCAGCAUUCCCCGUGUUUCGUCACCCCCGGGCGUCAAUACCAACAUUGACCUGAAAACUGCAGGCAGCUGUACUCUCUGUAUCCAGUGCAUUCUCCCCUUUCUCAUGACACUCGCCACUCCGUCCAGGGUUACAGUCAUUGGUGGAACGCAUGUCAUGAAAUCUCCAAGCUUCGACUAUUUGCAACGAGUAUUUCUCCCAACAUUCAAUCUUCUGGGGAAUGACGUAAAAGCAUGGUUGCGAGCCCCUGGAUAUUUUCCAAGAGGCGGAGGUCGCGUGGAAUUAGAGGUUAACCCAAAUGGUGGAAAAUUUGUCCCCUUCAAUCUCACGGAAAAAGGAUCACUCGUCACAAUUGAAGCUAUACUCAACGUGACACCUAAAUUGGAGAAGCACCUUCCAGAAUUUAGAAGAUUAAUUUCAGAGAAAACGCCCAAACCUCGCAUCGAGUUUCGAAUUUUAAGCUUUGCAUCCGUCGAGUAUUUUGUAACUUGCGAAAAAUCUCGAGCAGGGUUCUCCUACUUGGUGGAAGGGCGUAAUCCAGAACCUGACCAAGUUUUUAAAGCAAUUACUACAGUACAAAAAGAAGUGGAAGAUUUUCUGGUGUCUUCUGCCGCGGUAGACACAUUCUUGGCGGACCAAUUGAUUAUUUACACGUCUUUGGCGAAAUUAAGUGACCCUUCAUCUGCAGAGUCUCGUCUGAGAACGGUCACUCUUUCAGACCAUACAACUUCUGCAAUACAUGUGGCCCAGCUCUUUUCUCCACAAAAUAAAUUCCAAAUAACUAAACGGGAAGAUGGAGCUCACGAUAUUGUUCUUUUGUGAUGUUCCUAUGACUCAAGUUUAUUCAUGACGCUUGUACUGAAAAUAUUAAUAAUUAAUAAUAAUAACAAUUCAUUCAAUAAUA